AAAAACCAAAACCUUCCCAGGAUCGAGUCACGAAGCAAUCUCAAAAGAAAAGAGAUUUGAAAGUUGCGGAGUAUCGUGAUCAUAGCCACUUCAGUAGCAGUUUUUGAGUUUUCCAAAUUCCAUCAGAUAAUUUCGGAUCAAACUACAGCAACUCUACAGCCACAGCUCUGGUAAAUUCAUCUUCUAUUAUGCACUCAGUAGUAGCUGCUACAACUAGUGAAGUAGAUCUCAUCUCAACCAAGUACGCGUUUUCCUCAACCCGAUUUUGAAACUCGAUUAAAAGGGGUUUUCAUAUGACUAUUACAUCAUUUUUCUGAUGGAAGUCCCCAAAUCCCCUUCCAAAUACAAGCGAAUCGCCAAACACAAAUGGCUUAUAAAAUUCGGUUUAGUAAUUUUGGUGAUGCUGCUAUUGUUUCUGGGUUUUUAUCUCGAGUCAGAAACCGGAAAACUCAAUGCGUCGUCGUAUUACACUGUGGUUGUGGAUUGUGGAAGCACUGGGACACGGGUGAAUGUGUAUGAGUGGAUGGUAGGGGUGAAAGGAGCAAUCAAAGGGAACUUGCCAGUGUUGCUGCACUCCUAUCCUGAUAAUACAACGAAGAGGAGUUCACUUUGGAAAGGUUCUUGUCAAUAUCACUGUAUGCAAACUGAACCCGGGUUACACAACUUUAUUAAUGAUUCUUUAGGAGUGAGACAGGCUUUGGAGCCCUUCAUUGUGUGGGCGGAGCAAGUGGUGCCGCGAGAAAUGCGCGGCAAUACUCCUGCUUUUGUCUUGGCUACUGCUGGGUUGAGGGGGCUCGCCUUGGAGGACGCUGAUAGGGUAUUGGGAGAUAUUGAGGCUGUUGUGAAAGGCCAUAGCUUUAUGAUGAGCAAGAGCUGGAUAAGGGUUUUGAGUGGGAAGGAGGAAGCUUAUUAUGGCUGGGUGGCUUUGAACUACAGAAUGGGCACCUUUGAUGAGAACUAUCCCAAGUCUCCCACUUUGGGACUUGUUGAUAUUGGGGGCUCGUCGUUGCAGAUUGUGGCAGAGAUAGAUGUUGCUGGUGAUGAUGUGCAUGUGAUGAAAUCAAGGCUCGGAUGAAUGGAGCAUCGGAUUAUGGUAUAUUCAUUUCCUGCGUUUGGCCUAAAUGAAGCGUUUGAUAGGACAGUUCUUAUGCUCAGAAACAAUCAAGGUGAGGAAAGAACUGCCAGUAUCUCUGACCUCAGACAUCCUUGUCUGUUAUCAACUUAUGUACAAAACUAUACAUGCCAUUCUUGCUCUGCAUUGGCUUCCAUUUAUGAGAAAAAUCACAGCCAAGACCAGGAAAGUGAACUUUAUUCUUUACGUCUUACUGGAGAACCUAAUUGGGAGCAAUGCAAAGAACUAGCUAUUGGUGCUGCUAUGAACCCGAGUUCCAAAGUGUCACAUCUGACAGUUAGCAGAAAUUGCCAAGCUAGUUUAGUUUCUGGUACUGGCACUGAUAUACUUAAUUUAACAGCUGUUGCACAACCAGCCAAGUUUCAUGCGUUGUCUGGUUUCUUUUUUGUCCACAACAAGCUAAAUUUGAGCCCAAGAACCAACUUAACAAUGGUUUGGGAGUCAGGCAAACAAAUAUGUUCAAAUUUAUGGUCUGGUUUGAGCAGUGUUUCUGAAAAUCCAAAUUAUGCUGGACAAUUUUGUUUCCAGGUGGCUUAUAUGGCAUCAUUGAUUGAUUAUGGUCUCUGUCUUGGUGAUGUUGAAGUGGUAUUUGGCCCAGGUGACAUUUCGUGGACUUUAGGAGCUGCAUUAAUUGAAGGGAAAUUUUUGUGGUUAAACAGUAUAAGCUACGAAGCCCAUGCUAUUAUUUCAACUUUAAAGAAUGUCAAGGUCACGUCUUCUCCUACUGUUCUAUUUGUUGUACUCGUAUUACUUUCAUUGAUUGUUUAUUGUAGUUAAAUUAAGCUACCAAUGCCAAGUAGAAGGGAUUCUGCUACUGGCUCAUCUUUGCCAUCUUAUAUUCCUGUAAGACGUCGAUCUAACUAAUAAUAUUUCGGCAUUUUUCUGUCAGUCCUUUGCAUAAUUCAUU
This is a messenger RNA of Vigna angularis (adzuki bean), 2039 nucleotides long. Its product is annotated as probable apyrase 7. The transcript has 2 exons. Gene Ontology annotation, cellular component: membrane. Gene Ontology annotation, molecular function: nucleoside diphosphate phosphatase activity. Bases 1076 to 1909 code for a protein of 277 amino acids. The record is from RefSeq and is a predicted model, not a curated record. Gene Ontology annotation, biological process: nucleoside diphosphate catabolic process. NCBI's taxonomy places the organism in Eukaryota, Viridiplantae, Streptophyta, Magnoliopsida, Fabales, Fabaceae.